This is a messenger RNA of Leishmania braziliensis MHOM/BR/75/M2904, 657 nucleotides long. RefSeq lists its product as hypothetical. The transcript has a single exon. The coding region runs from base 1 to 657 and encodes 218 amino acids. The record is from RefSeq and is a predicted model, not a curated record. NCBI's taxonomy places the organism in Eukaryota, Euglenozoa, Kinetoplastea, Trypanosomatida, Trypanosomatidae.
AUGAGCUCAGACGACAUAGACGCCCUCCGUUCAGAGCUGCUUCGGCAGAAAAUAAUAUUCGAGGCGGAGCUGCGCCGCCAACGUGAGAUGUUUGAGGAGCGCCUUUCAAUCAUCUCCAACGAGCUCGCCGAUCGCGAGGCGGACUGCCUUAAUCUUCAGUCGGUCAUCACCAUCCUCGGUCGCAAAGUGGACGCCAUCGCGGAGCAGCGGGAACACAUCACCGUAGCUCAUCGCCCACUGACCCCGGCGCGCCAGCCAAGCAUUCAUGAGAGUCCUUUCCGUCGUAACCCUUCCACUCUCGUGCCGAGGCCAGGUAGUAAUGGCAAACCGCAAGAACGCCCCCGCGCCAACUCGACGGUGACGCCGAGUGGCAUUCGUCGACCCUCGCCAUCCUUCAACGACCCGCCAACGUCCUUGCACCGCUCAGGCAUGUCCAUCACCCGUGUUGCGUCUCUUAGUACCCUCAGCCGUACAAACAGUCCGCUCGUGCGUGGGCAUCCUGUCCGCCCGCUUCUAAGGACAAACACAUCCGCCACCUUGACGAGCGAUGUGAAUAGCAGCUGUGGCAAGCGUGUGCCGCGGCGUCGCACCGUGUCGAGGAGGCGGACGAGCAGCGUAAGCCACGUCGCUGGUAUUACGAGGACCAAUGGCUUGUAA